AAAAAUGGCUACGAUGACUGACGAUGACAUUAAAGAGAUUAAAUCCCAGCUUAAUAAUAUGUUGAAGAAUCAAACUGUUAUGAUGGCCCAUCUUCUUUUUUUGACCAACCAGAUUCCUUCUCCUUCUUCAACAUCUUCUAAUUUGGCAAAGUUUUCACCGACUGUUCAACAAUAUCUUGCAUUACAAAAACAGAAUCAAUCUAGCCAAAAAAUUAUGAAACCAUCAACUUCUACAUCUUUUGCUACACUCACACCUGUGCCAAUCAAACGUAAAGCAGAAUUACCGCUUGAGGAAAUUGGAAAUACUGGAGGAUUGAAACAUCGUCGUGGACGUCCGCGCAAACCUGAAGAUGGAGGACAUUGA
Messenger RNA from Meloidogyne enterolobii, 364 nucleotides. The record is from the annotation of a GenBank genome assembly. Lineage: Eukaryota; Metazoa; Nematoda; Chromadorea; Rhabditida; Meloidogynidae.